CCCUCUAAGACUCCAAACAAUUCAUCAGGUCACCGAGAUCCAGUUGAGGUGUGAGCUGUAUAGUUGACAGCACCUGGAGGCCUCUGGGCAAGCGAGUGGUCAUCCAGAAGGACUUCUUUUCCCUAAUCAAGAGUCAGUAUGGGGGCCCGGGGCGAGCGCCGAGGAGAAACACUCCAGGGAGCUAGAGAAGAAACUGAAAGAGGACGCCGACAAAGAUGCCAGGACCGUCAAACUUCUGCUGCUAGGUGCUGGUGAGUCGGGGAAAAGCACAAUUGUCAAACAGAUGAAAAUUAUUCACAAAGAUGGUUACUCCCUUGAAGAGUGUUUGGAGUUCAUUGUCAUCAUCUACAGCAACACCAUGCAGUCCAUCCUGGCCAUUGUGAGAGCCAUGACCACACUCAACAUUUCCUAUGGAGAUGCUGCUGCACAGGAUGAUGCAAGGAAGCUGAUGCACUUAGCAGACACCAUCGAGGAAGGCACCAUGCCAAAGGAGCUGUCUGAUAUCAUCCUGAGGUUGUGGAAGGACUCGGGCAUUCAGGCGUGCUUUGACAGAGCUUCUGAAUACCAGCUCAACGACUCCGCCGGAUACUAUCUGAAUGACCUGGAGAGGCUGGUCAAGCCUGGCUAUGUCCCUACUGAACAGGACGUCCUGCGAUCAAGAGUGAAGACCACCGGUAUCAUUGAGACCCAGUUCUCCUUCAAGGACCUCAACUUCAGGAUGUUUGAUGUGGGCGGUCAGCGCUCAGAGAGGAAGAAGUGGAUCCAUUGCUUUGAAGGUGUGACCUGUAUUAUCUUCAUCGCUGCUCUGAGCGCAUACGACAUGGUGCUGGUAGAGGAUGACGAAGUGAACCGAAUGCAUGAGAGUCUCCACCUGUUCAACAGUAUCUGUAACCACCGUUACUUUGCCACCACAUCCAUUGUACUCUUCCUCAACAAGAAGGACGUCUUUGUGGAGAAGAUCAAGAAGGCUCAUCUGAGCAUGUGCUUCCCUGAAUAUGAUGGCCCGAACACCUUUGAGGAUGCUGGUAACUACAUCAAGGUGCAGUUCUUAGAUCUGAACUUGCGACGAGAUGUCAAAGAAAUCUACUCCCACAUGACCUGUGCCACAGACACAGAGAACGUCAAGUUCGUGUUUGAUGCCGUAACAGACAUUAUCAUCAAAGAAAAUCUCAAAGACUGCGGUCUCUUCUAAACAAGCCAUCUGUGGGAAGAGCAGCUUAAUCAACAAAACCUAAUACUGACCCUUAUAGCCUGUUUUCCUCCCCGGGUAAUGAGGAAUUCUCCAGUGAACACACAUACAUACACACAUGAGGGAAGUGAACAGAUUAAAUCUUGAAAAAGAAAUUAUAUUGUUCCUGUUGGGAUCUACAUUUGAUUAAAACACACUGCAUAUAAUUAAUAUCAGAGCCUAUUGCAUAUUCAUAGCAGCAAGUCAUAAGUAACAACACGUAUGGGCUCUAUUAGUAUAUUGCAGUGAUCUAUCUUGUAGAUUUGUGACUACACGCAGCUGUAAACCAAAUAACUAUCCUUCUGAAACACCUGCAUAUGCACUUCAGCAUGUUUUGCAAGAGUACAUUAUGAAGUAUUUCAGUUAUAGUGUAAAGUUCAUACUUUUAAGUUGACUGAGAAAAGUUUCGACUUCACUGGGAAACAAAGUUUUGUUUUAUUUACAGAGGAGUUAUAUCAUGUUUUGUCCCAUGAUCAGAAUCUCUAUGUAAGAUGGAUGACUUUGAUGAAAAGAUAGCAUGUAAUAAGUUGUUUAGCUCAGGAGCAGCUAGCUGAGAGACAAAGAACACAAUUCUUGAGUGCACAGAUAAAAUUACAACAGCAAAUAUUGAUUAAAAUCACACAAUUGACUGCAAAAGCAUAAACAAUCAUGCAAAUGUAAAUUAAACGAAUAAAGCUUCUGUAGAAAAGACUGAA
This is a messenger RNA of Labeo rohita (rohu), 1923 nucleotides long. It is a transcript of the gene gnat1, whose product is annotated as guanine nucleotide binding protein (G protein), alpha transducing activity polypeptide 1. The coding region runs from base 284 to 1192 and encodes 302 amino acids. The record is from RefSeq and is a predicted model, not a curated record. Gene Ontology annotation, biological process: adenylate cyclase-modulating G protein-coupled receptor signaling pathway. The transcript is spliced from 9 exons. NCBI's taxonomy places the organism in Eukaryota, Metazoa, Chordata, Actinopteri, Cypriniformes, Cyprinidae. Gene Ontology annotation, molecular function: G protein-coupled receptor binding; G-protein beta/gamma-subunit complex binding; GTPase activity. Gene Ontology annotation, cellular component: heterotrimeric G-protein complex.